This is a messenger RNA of Eubalaena glacialis (North Atlantic right whale), 2738 nucleotides long. It is a transcript of the gene CACFD1, whose product is annotated as calcium channel flower domain containing 1. NCBI's taxonomy places the organism in Eukaryota, Metazoa, Chordata, Mammalia, Artiodactyla, Balaenidae. Gene Ontology annotation, biological process: vesicle-mediated transport. Gene Ontology annotation, cellular component: membrane. The record is from RefSeq and is a predicted model, not a curated record. The coding region runs from base 70 to 588 and encodes 172 amino acids. The transcript has 5 exons.
CGCGCCGGGACGACGCGGCCGGCUCCGGAGCCCUUUGUGAGGGCUGUGGGAGUGCCGGACGGCGGCACCAUGAGCGGUGCGGGCGGAGCGGCGGUGGCGUCCGUGAGCUCGGCGCCGCCCGCGCAGGAGGAGGGCAUGACAUGGUGGUACCGCUGGCUGUGUCGCCUGUCGGGGGUGUUAGGGGCCGUCUCUUGCGCCAUCUCCGGCCUCUUCAACUGCAUCACCGUCCACCCUCUGAACAUUGCGGCCGGCGUGUGGAUGAUCAUGAACGCGUUCGUCCUACUGCUUUGUGAGGCGCCCUUCUGCUGCCACUUCAUUGAGUUUGCGAACACGGUGGCGGCGAAGGUGGACCGGCUGCGCUCCUGGCAGAAGGCCGUCUUCUACUGCGGGAUGGCCGUCGUUCCCAUCGUCAUCAGCCUGACCCUGACCACACUGCUGGGCAACGCCAUCGCCUUCGCCACCGGAGUGCUGUACGGACUGUCUGCUCUGGGCAAGAAGGGCGACGCGAUCUCCUACGCCAGGAUCCAGCAGCAGAAGCAGCAGGCAGACGAGGAGAAGCUCACGGACGCCCUGGAGGGGCAGCUGUGAUGCGGUCGGGGGGCCCUCCCACCCCCCGUCGGUCCUCUGGUCUGUGUGAGCACGUCCCCGAGGCGCACUGACCCUGAGGGGCAGCCUGGAAGAGGGGCCUGUGUCCACCUCCCUCAGUCCCUCUCACUUGUCCCCGCACCGGGAGUCCUCCUCUGUCUGCCCCUGCCCCAGAUUGGCAUCACCCCAAGCUAGGCGCCGAGGGGCCGGGGUGAGGGCUCUGAGGGCCUUGGCCGGCAUCAAGGGGAUGGGCGGUGGCGGCAGGCAGCGGGGGGCUCGGGGUGAUCCCGGCCUCGGGGCAGAGCUCUGCAGACAGCCCGCCUGACCCCACUCUUCCCAGCUCGCCUGGCCUGGCCGGCAAGAGGCCCCUGGGUGGGUUUCCAGACUUACACAGCUGGCAGGACCCCCGAGACCCGCUGAAGGCCCGCGCGGAGCUGCUUCUGGAGACUUUGGUCCCGUCUCGAGGUGGGAGGUACAUCAGCCCGGGCCCGGGCAUCGGCCCCAGCGGCCUCCUCUCAGCCCUGCAGGCAGGAGAGCAUCCCGUAGGCUGAGCCUCCUGGGCUGCCUCUGUCCUCCUGUCAUCAGGGCAGAGCGGUGUCCCGCUGCCCAUACCCCCUGCCACUCUGCUCUCCAUGGCAGCCCCCAGUGCUCCCGACACGCUCCUCCAGCGCCCGCGACGGCAGCCCAGGUCGUGACCCAACCGCUGGUAGGGGCAUGCUCCCUCCCCCGGUUCCCUGGAACUUGGGCUAGCAUGGAACCAGGACACUUCCCAUGGGCCUGGCCAGCCCCUAGGUCCUCCCCAGCCCCCGGGCUCCGGUGCUAAGGACGUGCGGAGGGCAGGCUCUCCCCUGCCCCGCGGGGCUGCCCGUCCCCCUCUCUGGUGUGGACCUGCCGACCCCACCCCCCCGCCCUGUCCUCGGGGAGCUACCUGCCUUUUGAGAGCUGGGCAGAGGCUAGAGCCGCCCCUGCUCCCACCGUGAGCUCUCCCCACUGCGCUGCGUGCCAGGCCACCAGGGAGCGGGGCCUGGGCGGAGGGGCCGUGGAAGCGGCCCUGCCUGGACGUGCGCGUCGUCUCCCCAGCCUCCCUCCGUGCGCCGUCCCUUCCUUCCGCCCUGCCCACCGGCCGCUCUGCUUGCUGGACUGGUGUCAGCCGUUGGGCGUGUGUGACAGGCCUGGCCCGCCCGGGGGGUCCGGGGCAGCCGUGGGCCGGUCUGGGGCUCAGCUCCUUCUCCUCCCAGGACCCCAGGCGGGGCCUGCUCCGAGCGCCCAGAGCUCAGGGGCCCGUGCCUGCUCCGUGGAACCAGCCCCAGGGCUGCGCCCGGUCUUUGCUUCCCAGAGGGACUUUUCAUCUCUGGGGUUUGUUAGUGUUUGAGGCUGGGAGGGCAGGCACUGUCCCGGGCACAGCAGCGUCCCCCAGCAGCUCUCCAGGGAGCCCGACACGUGCCUUCAGGGGUCCUCCGGGACCAAUUUCCUCAGGCCAGCGCUGGGUUCAAUGGGCUGUAGGUCUCUCCAGGCCAGCAGGGUGUGUGUGUGUGUGUGUGUGUGUGUGUGUGUGUGUGUGUGUGUGUGUGUGUGUGUGUGUGUGUGGUGGGUGUGUGUGUGGGGUGUGUGUGUGGGGUGUGUGUGUGUGGGGUGUGUGUGUGUGGUGUGGUGUGUGUGUGUGUGUGUGUCUCCUGCGUGUGCCGUGAAUGAGACCUGUCUACCUCCCAGGAGGAGCAAGGGCCCUGCCUGCCCCUCUUGGCUCAUUCUUACCCAGGAAGUGGGACUCUGGGGUCACUCCUACCCCUGCCUCCGGGGCCUUGCUGAUGGGGGUCUUCUUGCUGCAGGAGGAGAAGGGCUGGCUGUGUGUUGAGGAAGCUUGCGCUUCUGCCCUAUGAGGAAGUUGGGUGGGCCCUCCAACCCCUCGGUCACAGGCCAGAGUGGGCAGGUCAUUUGCAGAGGUUCCGAAUGAGUGUAGCCGAGCAGCCCUGGAGCUGCGAUCCUGUCUCCCAGUCGGGGGGCGGGGGGCGGGUCCCACCUUGCCGGUGGUGGAAGGGCGGGGCCGCCAGGGCCCUCUCCCACCUCUGUGGCCCUGGGCUCUGUCCUCUCGUGGUCCUUGUUUACUCUCAGUGUUUGGCUUGCAUUUUGAGCAAUAAAGCCUGGUAGUGGUUUGU